AUGGCCUCCCUUGCACACAUCACCGAGGCCCUCUCGGCCCUCACACCAGCCCAAUGGUGCCAGGUGUUCUUCGGGGUCUCCUCAGCAACCGUCCUGGCCAUACAGGCAAUCCCCAAGGCUGCCCAGCACCUGCUCCUCGACUACGGCGCUCGCUCGCCGGCCAGUACCGAUGACCAGUCAAAGGAGGCAGCUGGACCCCAGGGAUCGAACGUUUUCAACGAUAUCGUCAAAGCGGUGACCUCAGUCGGCCAGAUUCCGCACUCGUGGUUCAUUCACUUCUAUGUCGCGUCCGUUGCGGGCUCGGCUUUCUGGGCAUGGCAGUACCUCCAGGGCGGUUCGGCCAUUACAUCCAUCGCGGCGCAACAGGCGGCUUCUGGAGCUCCGUCCAUGAGCUUCGAGCAGACGGUGCUCGUCUGGGCGCUCAUGGCGCUGCAAGGUGGGAGAAGACUCUAUGAAUGCUUGUUUGUGAUGAAGCCGGGAUCUUCCAAGAUGUGGUUCAUCCAUUGGCUGCUCGGACUGGGCUUUUACCUCUGUAUGAGCGUAUCCGUCUGGAUCGACGGUUCAGGCGAGUCUCUUUCCCUGCGAGAAUCGACCAAGCCAGAUUUGGGGAGCCUACUGUCGCCUACCGCCAUCUUGGGAACCGCUACGUACUUGUACGGCUGGACCAAUCAGCACCUAUGCCACAAGCACCUGGCCAGCCUCAAGAAGUAUUCAUUGCCAAACCAAGGCCUUUUUCGAUAUCUCGUCUGCCCCCACUACACGUGCGAAUGCCUCAUCUAUCUGGGGCUUGCCAUCACGGCCGCACCAGAGGGCCAGCUGAUUAGCCGCACUCUCCUGUGCGCCUUCUGGUUCAUUGUUGCCAAUCUCGGCACAACAGCCGAUGGAACGAAGCAAUGGUAUGCGCAAAAGUUUGGCGCUGAGAAGGUGGCCGACAAAUGGAGAAUGAUUCCGUUCGUCUUCUAG
This is a messenger RNA of Colletotrichum spaethianum, 963 nucleotides long. RefSeq names its product polyprenol reductase 1. Gene Ontology annotation, molecular function: 3-oxo-5-alpha-steroid 4-dehydrogenase activity. Bases 1 to 963 code for a protein of 320 amino acids. Gene Ontology annotation, cellular component: endoplasmic reticulum. Gene Ontology annotation, biological process: dolichol-linked oligosaccharide biosynthetic process; polyprenol catabolic process. The transcript has 2 exons. The record is from RefSeq and is a predicted model, not a curated record. Lineage: Eukaryota; Fungi; Ascomycota; Sordariomycetes; Glomerellales; Glomerellaceae.